AUGCUCUACCUGGCCGACCACAUCAAGGAGCCUCCCGAGGGCCGUCUCUUCUCCGUGUUCACCACCGGCGGCGACUCCCUCCCAAUCCAACGCCUCAACGUCACCGACAAGGUCAUGGACCAGUCCGACAAGUCACUCAACAAACGGCUCUGGGGUCGGUAUCCUUUUGAGCUGUCCAACCACUGGGACAUCGUUCUCCAGCUUACAACACUGAGGGGAAGGCUGGAGCGUGCUAGCACAUCCACGCCCGAGGACCUCGCCCGUGCCAUGCUACUCAGGGAUCUCGAGGAGCGCUAUCAGCUCUACGUGAUAGUAUACGACACUGCUUUGCUGAUUGAGACGACACUGCCGAUCAAGGGCCGGUUCAUGGCAUUCAAUCGUUUCGACGCCAUGAGAACGGAUAUCAUGGUGGACCCCGCCGACAUCGCCAACGACCCUGUUUCGCUGCUGCAGCCCUUGGAGAACCACUACGACAAGCGCGAGAACGGUGUGGAAGAUUGGGAGGAGGAGUGGGGGAAAGAGUGGGGAGACCGAUUGUGGGCAGCUGAGGCGACCGCUCAUCUGAUCUGGAUGGCAAGGCUGAUGGGACUGGCGCCCUUCCACGCUUCACCCUGCUUGUUCACGGGGGCUAAGGCGUCCGAACUCGGCCUUGCACAAGAACAGGGCAAACUCCUGACUCGGCUCGCGCAAGGUUGUCUCCGUCUCGGUGAAGGAAACGGCCGCUUCUACCACUGCGCGAAGCAGUUUGCCCUCCUCGCCAUUGGCCUGCGGUACAUUCACCACCCCCACCUCAUCACCGCCGUUGAGGCCUACCGCGACGCAUGCCAAGGUAUGCACCCCCACCCGACUGGAGCCCGCGUUCCUAUCCCACACCUUGACAAGACGCUCGAGCGCUUGAGGAGCAAGAGCAAGACGGUCACGGGCUGGGCGCACGAGCACUGCCUCACUGAGGCUCAUGAAGGCUGCAUGGGACCAGACGUCUAG
Messenger RNA from Trichosporon asahii var. asahii CBS 2479, 984 nucleotides. RefSeq lists its product as uncharacterized. The record is from RefSeq and is a predicted model, not a curated record. The transcript has a single exon. NCBI's taxonomy places the organism in Eukaryota, Fungi, Basidiomycota, Tremellomycetes, Trichosporonales, Trichosporonaceae. The coding region runs from base 1 to 984 and encodes 327 amino acids.